Trichomycterus rosablanca is the source of this 2394-nucleotide messenger RNA. Its product is annotated as zinc finger protein 501-like. The transcript has 4 exons. Lineage: Eukaryota; Metazoa; Chordata; Actinopteri; Siluriformes; Trichomycteridae. The record is from RefSeq and is a predicted model, not a curated record. Bases 43 to 1506 code for a protein of 487 amino acids.
AGCUGGUGUGUUUCUACUGAAGUGAAUCAUCUAUCUUUAAUAAUGCAGUCAGCAGAAGAGGGACACGUCACCCCGGAGGAUCUACAACAUGAAGGAUUCCAGAUUAAAAUAAUAAAAAUGGAAGAAGAUGAGGACGAUGAUUUCUUCUGUGAAGGAUCUUUAAUCCCUGUGGAACAAGUCAUGGAACUCUUCUCCUCAGUGGACCAACAGUGUGGAGGUUUCCAGAUGAAGCCUGUGAAAAAGGAAGAAACUGAAGAUACAAAUGAACUCAAACUGAACAAGGAUUCCUCCUGCUCCUCGUGUCCACGUUCCUCUACAACCCAAAAUCACCUCCACAAUCACAUCAAGAGCUGCAGUGAUAAUAAAUAUGAGACUCUGGUGAAGAUUAAGACUGAACAUGAGGAUCUGACGCCCACCAGAAGCUCCAGUAAUCAGCAAACGUCCUCUGGUACUGUCAGCAUUAACACCUCUCUCAGUCCCACACAGGAAGAAGGAAACGUUUGCUCACAGUGUGGGAAGAGCUUCAGGUUCCAGCGUGCUCUCAAAAUCCACCAGCGCAUUCACACUGGAGAGAAACCGUAUCAGUGCUCACAGUGUGGGAAGAGUUUUAAUCAACAGAGUAAUCUCAACAAACACCAGCUCAUUCACACUGGAGAGAAACCGUAUCAGUGCCCACUUUGUGGGAAGGGUUUUAAUCAACAGAGUCUUCUUAAAAUGCACCAGCGCAUUCACACUGGAGAAAAACCGUAUCAGUGCUCACAGUGUGGGAAGAGUUUUAAUACACAGAGUAAUCUCAACAAACACCAGCGCAUUCACACUGGCGAGAAACCGUAUCAGUGCUCACAGUGUGGAAAGAGCUUCAAUCAACAGAGUCAUCUCAAAACCCACCAGCACAUUCACACUGGAGAAAAACCGUAUCAGUGCUCACAGUGUGGGAAGAGUUUUAAUACACAGAGUUAUCUCAACAAACACCAGCGCAUUCACACUGGAGAGAAACCAUAUCAAUGUGCACACUGUGGAAAGAGUUUUAAUAGACCGAGUUAUCUUAAAGAACACCAGCGCAUUCACACUGGAGAGAAACCAUAUCAGUGCUUACAGUGUCGGAAGAGUUUUAAUACACAGAGUUAUCUCAAAAUCCACCAGCGCAUUCACACUGGAGAGAAACCGUAUCAGUGCUCACAGUGUGAAAAGAGUUUUAAUCAACAGAGUGAUCUCAAAAAACACCAGCGCAUUCACACUGGAGAGAAACCAUAUCAGUGCUCACAUUGUGGGAAGAGUUUUAAUCAACAGAGUUAUCUCAAAACCCACCAGCGCAUUCACACUGAGGAGAAACCGUUUCAGUGCUCACAGUGUGGGAGAAGUUUUAAUACACAGAGUAGUCUCAAAACCCACCAGCGCAUUCACACUGUAGAGAAACCGUAUCAGUGCUCACAGUGUGGGAAGAGUUUUGCUCAUUUAACAACAAUUAAGAAACACAAGUGUGACACAUUCAAUUGUACCAAAUAAACUAACAGUUUGAUUUUUAAUACCACAUUCCCAAAGUAAUCACCAAGUGUUCCUGUUAAUGUAGCAGCAGCUGUAAUGUUUACCUGUUGUAAUGUGAACCUGUUUCUUUUUAUUUUAAUAAAUGAACCCACAGUCUCUGCACUUGGGUGGUACAGUGGCUUAGCAGGGUUUCCUCACACCUCCCAAAAACAUACCAGUAUGUGGACUGACUGAUAUAAAUCCUUCUUGUGAGUGAGUGAAAGUUUUCCUUUAAAAUUCUACAUGUAAAAAUUCCUUUUCUUAGCAGCGGUGCUCUUUCAGAUUUCUGAAAUCAAACUGAAGUAAGUUGAAGUGAGGGAGUUGGAGGUGGCAGAGAUGAAGAUGCUACAACUCUCAGAAUGACAAGGAUGGACACUGGGUGUGUAAGCACGGAGGUGAAUUCUCGUGGUAAAUUAAAAGAUCCGCAUCUGAAAAUAACAAACUCCAGCAGCUUAGAACGUUCAAAUACAGUAACAAGCACUGAGUUCCUGCACCAUUCUGUUUUAAACAUUUACACCCAGUGUUUUACCAGACUGAGCUGAACAGAUCCACCGAAAACCUGAGCAGGAUGAGUGAUUAUUUUACCAGGUAGUGAUUGUUAUACUGAUGGUUAAGCUGGUUCACCAGUUAGCAUCAUGAUCUUCUCUAGGCUGAAUUUUUCAUCAGGGUUUAAACUACAGAGCUUGUUACAGGAUGAACCACAGCAUAUAACACAGUAAAAUAUGUGAUUAUUUCUGAUUAAAUAUAGUAAAUAAUAAUUAUAAGAGGUCCUUGAUCAGUCUUAAUAAAGCUGAAUGAAUAAAUGAUGUGGUUAUCUGUACUUACACUGCAGUCCAGUAGGGGCGCUAAUAAACCUGAACAUUGUAAAUC